UAGCGUCAGCCGGGAUCAGCGCGGGCGCUCAACUCCCGCCCGGGCCAGCGCCAGGCGACGGGCGACGCCUCCAGGUAAUGACGGGGAGGUGCAGGAGGCCGGCCGAACGCAGCUCCCCUGGUCCUGGAGAAGCCGAGGCCCUGGGCCUCCGGGGGCAGGUGCGAUGGCUGAGGAGCGGGAGUGCGACAGCGCGGCGGCGGCCGAAGCACCUCCCGUGUCUUCGUCGGAGCCCGCGAAGUGGCCGGAGCCCGAGGACUGCAGCAGCAAGUGCGUGUUCUGCCGGAUCGCCAGGCAGCAGGAGCCGGGCACCGAACUCCUGGACUGUGAGAAUGAAGACCUAGUUUGCUUCAAAGAUAUCAAACCAGCAGUACCUCAUCAUUAUCUUGUGGUGCCAAAGAAGCAUAUUGGAAACUGUAGAGAUCUAAAGAAAGAUCACAUAGAACUGGUUGAGAACAUGGUAACUGCUGGAAAAACCAUUCUUGAAAAGAAUAAUUUCACUGACUUCAAAAAUGUGAGAAUGGGUUUCCAUAUGCCGCCAUUCUGUUCCAUUUCCCACUUGCACCUUCAUGUACUGGCACCAGUCGAUCAGCUUGGCUUCAUAUCAAAAUUGGUUUAUAGAGUGAAUUCCUAUUGGUUUAUCACAGCUGAUUAUUUGAUCGAAAAAUUAAGAACAUGAAAAUGUCAACAGUGGAAGAUUUUCCUAAUCUUGGCUCAACAGAAAGUACUAUUUUGGCCCCUUUUGAAGUCUAAUUACAGUUGUAAGGUUCAUUGAGUUUUAUGAGAGGCUAUUACUGGGUAGCCUUAAAUCUUUUCUGAAUGUCUGUUUUUUGAGAUCUGUGAUAUAGUUACAUGAAUACUUUGUCAUUGACUCUUUGCUUUGACGGUUAUUUGUCUAAGGUAUAAGAUACUAUAGAUAAAAUCCCAUUAAAACAAAUUUUGUUAAUCAAGAAGGGCUCUGUAUUUAAAAAGAAAAGUUCAAAUAUUUUAAUUUUUCAGUAGAUAGUCAAUUAUAAUAGUGAUUUAUUUAUGAAGAAUAAACUGGUAUAGAAAAUACUUUGUUGGAGCCUUUAUUACUAUGAAGGAGAAAAAUAAAUUAUUUCUUGACAGUUCUAUAAUUUUACACAUAAAAUUUCAAAAUCGUACCAUACUACAUAGUGAUCUCUGAUCUUGUUGAUGGAAAGAAUUGUAUGUGUGUCACUUUUUACUCAGAUUUCAGAUGCUAGUUUUCAUUUCUUGAAGCCUUGCAUCUUUGUAAUAAAUUGGUCCUCUACCAGACACUGCCAGGAUCAGGAAAUAUAGAAGUGAGAAAGGACAGUCUGCCUUCAAUUGCUUAAUACAAGGGUCAAACAAAACCAGUGAUUACAAUUUAGUGUGUUAAAUGCUACAAUGUUCACAGAAGAGGCUGUGGAGAGGGAAACACUUGAGAGCAGAUGCAGUAGAACUGAGUAUUCAAGACAAUGUUAGGCAGGCAGACAGUGGAACAUGGGGCCAAGAGACCCACAUGUACUUUCCUUGAGUUCUACUUUCAUUAUUUUUUACUUUACAAUAGAAAUGAAUGUCCAAAUUCUAUUUUACUCACUGGAAGUGGAGAGAGGGAUUUGGAAGUAGGGGUUAUGGGCUCUCAAAAUUAGAUUUACAGGUUUUUCAGCACUGCUUUGUUAAGUAGCUCACCAAGCACCUACAUAGAUUAGCAGUUACAAGUUAUAAUUCAGUUCAAAUAUGACCAGAUUUAGAAAAGGAAUUUUCAGCAUGUUCAACAUGUUGUACUAUGUGAACUUGCAAUGAUAUAAUUGACAAUAUUAUGGUAAUAAUAUGUAAGGUAUUUAAGGAAUUCUCAAUUGCCUUAUUGAACUCUUAAAAAAUGUGAUUAGCCAAUUGAUUUAAUUAACAUAGGUUUAUACCCUCUCACAAUAGGUUUUUCUCUUGUUGGAAAACCCUUGGAUCCUCACACUUUUAGUAGCAAUUCUCUUUUAUAUCUAAAGAUUAAUAAUUAAAUUACUACAAUUAAAAUUCACUCAGCCUUUUCAGUAGUUUAAGUAUUUGGUAACUCUCUAGCUAUCUAUAACAGUAGUUCAACACAAAGCUAAUUGAUAAUCUGUCUUAAAAAUGUGUAAAGUAGUAUCAAGAGCAUUAUUUAUGCAUGUUGUGAUACUAUUUGUAAUUGCAGAAUUGUAAAAUUAUUACUAAUGAGAUAUUUCAAACUGUGCUUACUUAGCUAAAAGAAAGCUAAAUAAAUAUGGAAAAAUACUGUGUCGAAUUUUGCCUCUCUGGACUU
This is a messenger RNA of Diceros bicornis minor, 2275 nucleotides long. It is a transcript of the gene HINT3, whose product is annotated as histidine triad nucleotide binding protein 3. Gene Ontology annotation, molecular function: catalytic activity. The record is from RefSeq and is a predicted model, not a curated record. The coding region runs from base 164 to 676 and encodes 170 amino acids. The transcript has 5 exons. Lineage: Eukaryota; Metazoa; Chordata; Mammalia; Perissodactyla; Rhinocerotidae.